CAUGAAAUCCGGCACAUUGCGCCGGCUACUUUUACAUAUAUAACAACGUUUUGUUAUUAUUAUUUUGAACCGUUUUUCGACAGACUUUUACCAAUGGCCGCAUUGUGCUUAGACUUUCUCGGCUUUCAGGAGGCCCUAAAGAAAAUGCGAGAUGUUGACGACAAAAUUAUUUAUGCUCUAAACGCCUUGCCAACAGAAUCGUUCAAGGGCCAGGUGAACAGCGAGGGUACGUGCCGGGACCUUUACUCCAAGCUUCAGAAGUCGCAUCUCUCCCGGCAAGAUAGCAUACGCAGUUGCAUAACCCUGUCGGCAACCAAUCUGAAGCAACUCCGUGAGCAAAAGCAAGCCAAUCCGGAUGACAUAGACACAGACAGCAAAUUUAAGGCUGAACAGCGCAAAUUGCGUGUGCUACAAGCCGAGCUCAACGUGGAGGAUAUCAUAAAAGAGCGCACCUAUAAGGCAUUCAACGAGCGCUGCAGGACAUACUUCCAUGCAGGACAAUAGGUACUUUUCUUGAGUACUGCCUUGUGCAAUGAUCACAGUCUAGUUUUAAGUGGAGUUUUUAGUGGUUAGCAAAAGGAACUGCCCAGCCAGAAGGCAUUUACUAGAACCUGUGGUUUUAAUUUGAAAAAGAGUAAUUGAAGACUAUAUUUAAAAAAAAACUUGCAUAUUUUGAUAUUCAUAAUUGCUUUUACAUUUUAUUUACUGUGGCCUAUUGCAACAAAAUAAUAUUGGAAUAAAUUCUUUGUUGCUAA
Molecule: messenger RNA, 755 nt
Organism: Drosophila bipectinata
Lineage: Eukaryota; Metazoa; Arthropoda; Insecta; Diptera; Drosophilidae
Gene: Ccdc58
Product: Coiled-coil domain-containing 58
Cellular component (GO): mitochondrion; mitochondrial intermembrane space
Source: RefSeq, a predicted model, not a curated record